Messenger RNA from Annulohypoxylon truncatum, 2568 nucleotides. RefSeq lists its product as uncharacterized. Gene Ontology annotation, cellular component: mitochondrion; membrane. The transcript has a single exon. Gene Ontology annotation, molecular function: D-arabinono-1,4-lactone oxidase activity; FAD binding. The record is from RefSeq and is a predicted model, not a curated record. NCBI's taxonomy places the organism in Eukaryota, Fungi, Ascomycota, Sordariomycetes, Xylariales, Hypoxylaceae. The coding region runs from base 346 to 2508 and encodes 720 amino acids.
CACAGCUAACAAUCAUUGUUGACAUGAGCUGAGUAUUCUUGAUACGAUGGUAUACGAACUCAGAGCAUGGCGUUGUCUAGAACGAAAAAGUAAUGAGAAAAGCCUAUUGUUCCCCCUGACGUAUUACAGACCGCAUAAUGCGGCUGUUGGCGCUGCGGAUCAGAGCGUGGAUCAGGAUGCUUUAAUACACACAGUGUACCUAUAUGAUGGAAGCUGGAUCUCUUUCAGGGACGUGAAUACAAAUACCUGAUCUUCGUCCCCGUAGCUUUCGUUACUCCAAAUCAUUUAGACAAAUAUUCAAGUCAUUAGACUGUCAUAUUUGAGUAUAGCAAUCUUGUCUUCACCAUGUCCCACACAGAACCCAUCUUUGAGAGGUCGAAAAGCAGACUCGCGAGGCUCUCGGAGAAGCUACACGACAAUGACGAUGAGCUUGGUAGCCAGUUGCCGGGGCUAGCGGAGCUUCUCGACGACAUUGUCUCCCCAGACAUAAAUGUGCCUCGAGAAGAAUCUGUUCGCAGACUAUUGCGUGUCUUUUGGAAAUCUCAGUCCGAUGGUACAUAUAGCGACAUCCUCAAGCGAUAUUCCGCCCAGGAAAAGAGCUUGAUACGAAAAUUUGUUGAAGAUGAGAAGGCAGCCGACGACCUCCCUGACGAUUUCGACGUGGGCCUAUCUGUCGGUGCUCGUGAUGAAUUACCGGCCUUAUCUAAUGAAGGGGAUCACCUCUCAAUUGGCGAAGAAUUACGCUCUGCCUUCUCCGAUGUAAUUCAUGGCAUGCAUGAGCAUGUAACCCUUUACAACGACGAAAGCAAAAAGGUGAAGAUCGCUGUUCACGUCGAAGAGAAGUUUCAGAAUUGGGGCCUUACUGUCAAGAACACCCCGAGUCUUACCUAUAUCCCGAGCACAUCUUAUGGCAUUCAACAGAUUGUCAAGCACGCAAAGGCUCGUGGCUUGAGGGUUAGAGCAUCUGGAUAUCGCCAUUCAUGGUCUCCAGUCUUCAGCGAUAACGGUCAGAUCAUCAUCUCGACUCUAGGCUUAUUUGAAGCUACAAAGCUUCCGAAUAUCGUAUCGUUACCCGGGUCCCAAUUCUUCGUCCGUGGCACAGAGCUCAAUAGCAUCGACUUUGUGGGAACGCCUCAAAGAGGGCAGAAGCGACUCGUUCGGGUUGGUACCGCGGUGACUAAUCAAAUGUUCAGGAGGUGGUGCAACAAACAGAAGCUAGACGCCGCUUCAACUCUCCCGUUGAAUGUCAUCAUGGUAGAGAUCACCAUGGGAGGGUCCAACGCCCCAAUCUGUCAUGGUGCUGGCCGAAGACAUCCAACUCUUAGCGAUCUGGUAUACGCCAUCGAGUACGUAGAUGUCAACGGCAACCUGCAAACCAUCAGCAAAGACAAGGACCCUAGCUUCAUGUCCGUAGCUAGUGGUUGUUUUGGACUCUUGGGAAUCGCCACCCACAUUACUCUUGAGCUUGACCCCAUGACAUACGCAGUUAUGACCCCUGUACAAAUUCCCGUUAUGCAGGCCAUCCCGCCUCCUCCCGAACUGGCGGAUGAGGACAUUCCCGAACCCCUGCGGAUCAAGAUGUCGCCAGAGCAACGUGUCCAGGCUCAAGCGGACUUUGAGAAGCGUGCGGCAGACGACUUUUAUGCAGAAUGGUUCUGGUUCCCGUACACGAGCAAGGUCUGGGUGAACUGCUGGAACAACACGGAAGACGGCCAAGGAGCGAAGGACUACCCGAGCAAGGCCGGCGUUCUUCUCCAGUGGGUCGAGACCGUGGCUAUCCAAGUCAUCCAAGACUCCGAAGCUUUCCUCAAGUUGCAGAACAUAUUCCCCUGGGCGCAAACUACGUUGCUGUCGAAACUAGGUCUAUAUGCCAUGCCGAAUAUCACCGACCCGAAGGAUACAAUUAGAACGCAGCUACCAGAUGCGCUACACUUCCGGAGAGCCAUUCAGAAUGUCAGAGUCAGAGACACAGAGCUCGAGAUCCCAUUGCAGCCUAAGGUUGGCAGUUUGAAGGACGCGAAGCCGGAUGCGGAAAUUAACUGGUCUCUUGUGCAGAAGGCGUGGUGGGAUGCGAUACUAGCCGCGUACAAGCAUAGCGACACAUGCCCCCAACGUAUGCCCCUCGAGAUGCGCAUUACUGGCCCCUCCAAUGUGACUAUGGCGCCGUUCCGUGGACAUAAGUUGGGCACUUGUUCGAUCGAGGUUCUAACACUGCAGAAUAUGGAGGCGGAAUGGACUCCAUAUGCGCAAUACGUCAUCGAUCAAUGGAUGGAACUGAAAGACAACCAGGGAAAGUAUCUAGAGACACGGCCGCAUUGGGCUAAGGAAUGGGCCACUAUGACUGUUCGUGGGCAGCCCAUGGUUGAGUACAUGAAGGAAUCGUACCGCGAUGCCAUCGUUGAGUUCCGAGAAACGCUUGGUCAAAUUGCACAAAAGCAAGGAUGGAAUUUGGAAGAAGCUCGGCAAAGGUUUAGCAAUGAACUUUUUGACAAGUUCUUUUUCACAUGAAAAGAGUGAAAUAGAUUUAGUUAUACAACAUUGAUCCUUCUCUCUUCGUUUACCUACCUG